AAUAUGCUAAUUGAUAGUAUCUGCCUUUUAUUAGGGAAAUUAUCCCUUUUUUGUUAAGUUUAUAAUUUUUCUUGUAAAUGUGUAAGAAAUGUAGAAAUUUUUGACAGUAAUUUGCUCCAUAUUUCCUCCCUAACCCCAUUAUUUUCUGCUUUUUAUCUACACUUUCCUUAAUAUUAUGCCACAAUUUCCAUCUCCUUCAAAUUCAAAAUGCACAUGAAUAUAAAAUAACAAUGAAUCACUAAAAUUAGAACCAGUCUGACACCUACUGAAUGCUUCAGGUAUAUAAAGCAUAUUUUGCUGAUUAUUGCGUGUUACUGUCCAGAAAUUCUGCUGCUCUCUGAAAUAUUCAGAGAAAAUAAAAAAUGUUUGUCUAAACUCUUAACGAGGGAGAAGAAAACUUCUACACUCAAAUAGAAAAGAMAUUUUUUCCAUACAUAAUAUUUUCUUUUUUUAAAAUGAACAAUGCCUUAUGUUACAGUCCUAAUCCAAAAUAAUCAGAUUAGAUUAUCACAACAUGAUGGGUUGUUACACAAGUAGCCCUUGUUCAUUGAGAUUGUGUUUUCUGACAUUUUUAACCAUCUCCCUUAUCUUCCAGGWACAGRUCUGAACUCRUCAAGCGCGUUUACACAGCAAGCUGUGAUGCGGAAUUCAACUUUGUGGCUGACAGCUUUUCAUAAACCAGCAAACGACUCCGUUUUUUAUGAGGGAACAAAAACAAUUGAUGAAGGAUACCAAAACGCAAUUAUUGGAGUGGUCAUAUUUGCCAUGKUGGUGACGUUGGGUGUUAUUGCUUACGUACUGUACCAGUACAUGUGCCGCAACAAAGGCGACUACAGGACGACGGGGGAGCUGGCUCCAGGAGAUUAUUUCUAUGACGAGUCCCCCACACUUGGUGUGAGUGAAAAGAAGGAAUACUUCAUAUGAACCUGGGAGAAGAGGGUGGCUAACGGGAAAAUAAAGAUGCAUGUGUAAUAAAAAAAAUAAGAAAUGGGAUGGAUUUGCUACUGGCAGGGAGAGGAUGGAGGCUGGGGUGGGGAUGUUUUUAAGAAAUUGUCCCAGGAGUGAAACCAAAGACGGGAUCAGGACUGUAGCCAUGAAUGUUGAUGAAUGUGAAGCAGCUGAAAGACAACGGGCGUCUACCGACCACCACAGCUUGGUGUGAAACAGGUGGUAGGAUUUAAAACAUGUCUACAGCCUGCUAUAGGAUCACAAAACGUUCAGCAACCAUCACAAGAUUACUCUGACACUAUUGUUAUCAUGUUUCUCCCUUUCUUCCCUGAGACUUUGUAUUUUUCUCAAUCUUCUGGUGUGCUGUGUUGGCUGUUACAUUUAUAUUGAGUUGCUUUUCUUUUUAUCAGCUUUUUCUUUAAAUUAAAAAAAAAUGAUACAGAAA
Poecilia reticulata (guppy) is the source of this 1393-nucleotide messenger RNA. Lineage: Eukaryota; Metazoa; Chordata; Actinopteri; Cyprinodontiformes; Poeciliidae. The record is from RefSeq and is a predicted model, not a curated record.